This is a messenger RNA of Adineta steineri, 1527 nucleotides long. Lineage: Eukaryota; Metazoa; Rotifera; Eurotatoria; Adinetida; Adinetidae. The record is from the annotation of a GenBank genome assembly.
AUGGAAGCAGAUACUCCAAAGAAUGGCGAUUCCCUAUGGGUUAAGCAAGAAAUUGAUAAAAUUCAAUCACAUUUUGUGUCUGAAUUACAUCGAAUUGAAGGUGAUUUUAAUGAACAUUUUACUGCGUUAAACAAUGAAUUUCAAGUACGACAACCAAAAUUAUCAGAAAUUCCACUCCUGAAAAAAUCAACACGUGAAAUUAAAGAAUCUCGUAUUUUUAUACCUCGAAAUUCAGUUUUAACAGAUCUAUUUCAAAUAUCACAUAUUCAAACAUUAAGAAAUGUUUUUGCGGCUACAUUAAUUAUAUUAUUUUUACACGAUACAAUUGAAGGUAUUGUAAAUGAUGGAAGACUAAAUUUAGAUUUCGACGUCAUGUUUGAAAGUUUUGGUAAACUACAUAUUGCACUUUUUAUCUGGUUACUCAUGCAAUUAGCUACAUCAAUUCUUGUGUUUUUUGGAGUUUACUGGUGGGCUAACAGUCGAAAUAGUUUCAAGAAAAAUUUAAAAGCUUAUGAUAUGGCAUGGUUAUUCUCAUAUAUUAGUUAUUUAAUAAUAUUUUUGGUUUUACCUUGUUAUCAAAUUGAGAAACAUCAAUUUCCAGUUGCUUCUGCAUUGAUUGUUUUAUUGGAACAAAUGCGACAAAUGAUGAAAGCUCAUUCAUUUGUUCGUGAAAAUAUUAGAAAAAAUCUUUUAUUAAUCGAAUCCAAAAAUGCAUCUGUUUGUCCAGACUAUUCUAAAUAUUUAUAUUUUUUAUUUGCACCAACAUUAAUUUAUAAAGAUGAAUAUCCACGUACUACAACAAUACAUUGGGAUUAUGUUUUACGAAUGUUUGGACAAGUAUUAGCAAGUGCAUUUUAUGCUUACUAUGUUGUGGAACGUUUUUGUCUUCCAAUAUUUUCUGAUUUAAGUCAAAAUGAAAUAACAUUACCAAUAUUUAUAUCUGUCUUAUUUAAUUCAAUUAUGCCUGGAAGUCUUUUUCUUUUACUAAUUUUUUAUGGUUUUUUACAUUGUUGGCUUAAUGCAUUUGCAGAAAUGCUUCGUUUUGCUGAUCGAAUGUUUUAUCAAGAUUGGUGGAAUUCAACAUCAUUUGCAAAUUAUUAUCGAACAUGGAACAUCGUAGUACAUGAUUGGCUUCAUGCAUAUGUUUAUAGAGAACUUUAUGUGUUAAUGGGCAAAAAAAAUCGUGCAAUUCCUUCAAUUUGUGUUAUACUUUUAUCAGCUGUAUUUCAUGAAUAUGUUAUGUUUUUUGCGCUUGGUUUCUUUUAUCCGGUAAUGUUUAUACUCUUUGGAGUAGUUGGAUUGGCUUUUCUAUUUUUGAUCCCACGUAAUCCUGGUCCAGUUUUCAAUAUAAUGAUUUGGUUAUUUCUUCUCAUUGGUAUUGGUCUUGAAACAUGUUUUUAUUUUAUGGAAUCUUUCGCAAGAAAAAUAUGUCCACCCAGUGAUCUAUUUUGGGACAAAAUAAUGCCUCGAUCAUUUGUUUGUCACAUUGUAUCACCAGCAAGCAAACUUUUACGUGUAGACUUAUAA